This is a messenger RNA of Paramecium tetraurelia, 921 nucleotides long. RefSeq lists its product as uncharacterized. The record is from RefSeq and is a predicted model, not a curated record. The transcript has 2 exons. NCBI's taxonomy places the organism in Eukaryota, Ciliophora, Oligohymenophorea, Peniculida, Parameciidae.
AUGCUUAAGGUGGUGGGAAUGUUUUAGAUUAAAAUCUAAUAAGGCAAAAAAACUGUAUUUUAUGGUUAUUGUGUUUUUGUUUCUUGUUCUGCACAAUAUAUUUAUAAGCAUUAUGGUAAAUUUGAAUUUAAAUUAAUAAGUAUGAUACCAGGAGUUUAAGUAUGUUCAAUGAAUGGAAUAGAAGCUCCUGUGCCUUUUUAGCAAAGUAUUAUUGCAUAUUACUUUUUUACUUUAUUGUUUCUCUACACAAUAUAUUACGCAUUGGAAAAUGUGAAACAUUCAAUAGUUGUUUUUGUUAGAUGGCCUCUAUUGCUUUAUUCCUUAGCUGCUAUUAUAAUAGGAGUUGUUUCAAUAAUUUAAUCAUACAGUCUUACUACAAGUGAUAUCCAAGAAGGCUGGAAUAAAAUGACUUAAUGGAGAAAUUCAUCAAAUAAUUUAUUAGAUGAGAAUAAGAGAAAUCUGAUACUAAUAAGCAUUUAUCAUUUUAUUUAUGGGUUUGUGUUUAUAAUACUUUUCGGAUUACUAUUUAAUUACUAAACAAUUAUGCCUUAAAAUUGGAGACCUCCUUUCUCAUCUAGACCACUCAUGAAAUCAGCUUUAAUUUAUAGAGAAGGAAUGGUUGAUUAAGUAUAAUAACCAAAAUAGGAUGACGAAGAAAACUAAGAAAAAUAAUAGGAUAAGCCUUUUCAGAAUUAAAAUUAGAGUGAAAUUAGAUAGCCACAAUAGCCAGUGGAUUAGUAACCUUCCACAAUAUUUCAAAAGAAGAACACUGGUCGCAGAGUCUUUGGAAAGCAAGUUCAAAAUUCCCAAGUUUAAUAAUAAUCAUAAUAAUAAUCACAAUUAUAACAAUCAUAAAUACCCCCUCAACCAAAUUCAAAACAGGAUUAGCCAGAUGACGAAGCUAAUUAAUAGCCAUUUUGA